Molecule: messenger RNA, 228 nt
Organism: Paramecium sonneborni
Lineage: Eukaryota; Ciliophora; Oligohymenophorea; Peniculida; Parameciidae
Source: the annotation of a GenBank genome assembly
AUGAUCAAUUAAAUUAAUUAAUAGCUAGAAAGGCUAUUUUGGGAAGUGGAAUAUAUGGGUAAUUAUUUAAGUUGAGAUAAUAGUAAAGUAUACAAAAUGUAAAGCAAAUAUGAUAAAUAAUAUUAUGCCGUAAAAUGCAUAAAAAAACAAAACGAAAAAGAGGGAGUAUAAAAUUUUAUAAUAUUUAUUAGUUUCCAACAACUUCAUUAAGAGAAAUAAAAUUUUUGA